This is a messenger RNA of Paramuricea clavata, 1161 nucleotides long. Lineage: Eukaryota; Metazoa; Cnidaria; Anthozoa; Malacalcyonacea; Plexauridae. The record is from the annotation of a GenBank genome assembly.
GUGAUUUUACAAUGUAACAAAUGUAUACCAUCGAAUGUUCAUUAUAAAUUAAGUUUAUUUAUAGUGACAAUGUCACUCAAGUUUUAACAAUUUUUAACAAAAAAUAUCACGUGUCAUGGCGUACGUUAAACAUGGUUCAAAGCGCUCCGCGCAAAAUAAAAAAAAUUCACCUUUAAACACGCCCGUGAAAGAAAGUCGGUCAAAAAUGCCUAGGGUUAGUGACACACCAAUGAAGAAGGAAGAGGAAAACCCAAAAAAAACAAUAAAUAUGGAAGAUAUAUACGAAAUGAUGGCUGCCAUGAGUGAGAAGCUUAAGAAGCUAGACAAGCUUGAUAUGAUUGAAGAAAGAAUUAAGGGGAUAGAAGACGAAUUAAAAUCAGUUAAACACUCUGUCGAGUUUGCGCACGAUGAAAUUGAAGAUAUCAAGAAAGCCAAUGAGCGUACGGUUGAAAUCGACAAGAAAACGCAGGAAAGAUUGAUAGAGUUAGAGGCGACAAAUACUAAAUUACUGAAUAGCGUUAUUGAUCUCAAGGCGAGAUCAAUGCGCUACAAUUUAAUAUUUUAUAACAUUAAUGAGAAAGAAGGCGAAAAUACAACAAGCCUUAUUCAUAACAUUCUCGAAGAGCACUUGGGUAUUGAAAACGCAUCAAUUAACGUUAAAAUUGAUCGUUCUCAUCGCAUGGGAAGCAAAAAAUCUGAUACAAAACCGCGGCCAAUAGUGGCUAAAUUUAACUACUACCAACAUCGGGAGCAGGCGAGGCUUAAUGCAAAGAAGCUUAAAGGGACGGGAAUUGCUAUUACCGAGCAAUUUCCAGAAGAAAUCGCGAGAAUUAGAAAGAGCCUUUAUCCAGAACUGAAGAAGGCGAAGUCAUAAUGCCACAGCAAAUCGUAAAUAAAUGCUCCUCAUGCCUUGAGCUUAUCGAAAAACAGCAAAAGCAUAUAGAAUGCCUUGCAUGCCGGAAAUGUUUUCAUGCGGAUAUUUCAUGCGUAAAAUCGCUAAUAAAAAUAUUGACAUAUGCCAAAUUUGUUUAAAUGAUACUCUGCCAUUUCAAACCCUUUCAAACGAGGAAUAUGUAUUAGAUGCAAGCAAAAGUAACUUGUCAGAGGAACAUAUGGAUAGACUAAAUCAGCUCAAAUUUAAUCCGUUUAAUUUCAACAGCG